CACCAAGUAAACCUUCUUACUGGAACUCCAAUACUUGUUAACUGAUUGCUCAUUUUGCGGCAUUAAUUACGUAGGCGAAACUUUAUGUAGCUGAAUCAAAUAUGGCGAAAUUAAGGUGAUGAACCUACAAUAAUUCGUAUAGAGCUCUGAAAAUAAAUGAACCCUUAGAAACUUCAUCGAUCCCGCAUUAGAAAAAACCCAAGGUCAUAUGUGUAAAAAAUUGGUUUUUCGCGUUAUUGGAGAAAACUGUAAGUGUUAUCAAAAAGUUACGUUGGACUAAGUUGUAGAUCAUAAAAUUACCUAUGAAUGAACUUCAAUGACUUUUUUUUAAAGCCACCACAGUCGAAAAGGUCAUAUCUUUCACUAGCCAGUGAUGGCUACUUCGUCUACGCAUUAUUUUCAGAAAACCCGUAAAAGGAUAGUUAUCUAUUUCUUUGUAUUGUACGGUGUUUUUAUAAACUGUAAUAUUUAGACAUAUAUCAUCAUCUUCUGAGACGCUACAACCGGGGCCUGGGCCUGCUGGUCAGACCUAUAUGACUUUAGAUACAUAAAAAUGUUUUCUUAAUACUUGGCAAUGUAGUUGCAGAAACAUGUCAUCUAAUUUCCAAGACUAGUAGAUUUCUGAGGCCAAAAUCGCGAUUUAGAACACAAAAACAGUCAACGGUUGGAAGUCGGAACGUAGAAGCGUGAUCAACGGUUGUUUCAACUAGUUCAUUGAAUCAACGCCCAUUCUUAAUAUUCUAUGAUCCAAAGAGUAUAGUCUAUGCUAUGAUUCUUGAUGCUUGUCGAACAAAAUAAUCGUAUAAAAUACGAGGUUUGUUUUUAUUAUUUAUAAUUGUAAAUUUAAGUGUACUUUAUACAAAACACAAACGUGUAAAAGUAUCUUUAUAUAUCGUACCAUGGAAGAGGGUGUAACUUAUUGUAUUUUGUGCGCACAAAUAAAAUGUUUUAGUAAGUUAAUAAAUUUGCACACCGAUGGAAUGUUAAACAAAACUGCAAUUAAAUUGUCUCGUUUGAACAUUUCAUAUGAUGCUCUCGACGGCGAAAAAUUACCAAGAAUGAUAUGCAUUUCUUGUAUGGAAAAAUUGGACAAAGCUUUCGAAUUCGUUUCGGAAGUUGACAAAGCAUUGAUUAUGUUGAAAGAAUUAUAUGAAAAUAAAAUAAAAACGGAAGAUACUUCAAUAGAAAAUCAAGAGAUUAAUGAACUAGAUAGCAUAUCGGAGUACAGCGUACACAUUAAGCCAGAAGACACACAAUUUUCAGACUCUGAAGCCAGUUGUGAUUCAUUAGGUAAAAAGCGCGAAACUUCUAGUGAAAGAUCUCUUGGUGAUCCAGUAGAAAAAAAAUCAGAGAUAUCUUCAUUAGAGUUAACUUGGAAUGAUUACAUAUGGACCUGUGCAUACUGUGAAACACAGUUUGCUACUCUCGGAGAACUUCAAACACAUUCAAUGCAAUAUCACCAAUGUUGUAAUGCCUACAAAUGCUAUGACUGUAAAAUAUGGAAGAUGAACUUGAAACAAUUCAUAAUCCACGUCAAAAGUCAUAAGAAAUAUCUUAAAGUGGUGUGUCAUAAGUGUAAUAAGAAAUUUAUGUUUGCAUGUCAUGUACAUAUGCACAUGAAAACUGCACAUGCAACAAAAUCACCAUUUGUUUGCCUAGGAUGUGAUGUUGAUUUUCAAAACCAAGAAGAAUUAAGUAAUCAUAGCCAGGCAUUUUACAAAAAUAAGCGAAGGAAAUUUAUUCCAUUAAGAAUAAAGUCUAAUACAAAUAAUUUAUACUGCAUUACUUGUAAAAAAUCUUAUAAAACAAAGGGAACACUCCAUGCUCAUUUACUAACUCACACUGACAGAAAAAGAGAGCACAUUUGUGAGAAAUGUGGGAAAGGUUUCUUAAGGAAACGUGAUUUAGCAGAACACACCUCAAUACAUGAUGAACGCAUACAUCAAUGCAAAGUAUGUCAGAUGAAAUUCAAAACUUUAAGGAUUUUGAAGCAACAUGAAAGUAUCCACAGUGCCGAGAAGCCUUUUAAAUGUAAUGAGUGUGGACGAGAAUUCCGUUUGAAAAAUCAACUGACUACACACAGUAUCAUUCACACUGACUCUCGGCCUCAUGAAUGCACUUAUUGUGACAAAAAAUUUCGAUUUAGGAGUGUACUUCAUCUUCACUUACGUCAGCACACUGGCGAGAAACCAUAUUCAUGUGAUAUUUGUGUUCGUAAAUUUACAAAUUGGCCUAAUUACAAUGUACAUAUGAAAAGAAUGCACAAAAUAAACAUGGCUAAGAAAAAAAUACCUGAAAAUGGUUCACCUAACAAUCAAUUAACUAGUAAAAUAACAAAAGCUAUAGAAACUAGUGAUAUACUGCAAUGAAACAGUGAGAUGUUAAAUUGAAAAGCAAGAGAAAGAACAUUGUUGUAGUAGCUGAAUUCUGUAAGCAAUUGUAAUGUCACAUAGGUUAAAAUCUAUGAUGUCAAAGCAUUGUGUGACCUAUAGUUUCCUUUAAAAAAAUAAACAUUUAGAGCACAAAGUUAUUAAGAAGACAGAAAGUUUCAUCAUGUAGUAUCCACUAGUUUAGUAAAAGAGGAAAACAUAUUAAUUAUUACUAAAGUGGUAGAGUCCGCAAUAACAGCUUUUGCAUGAAUGGGCCGACCCAUUGAAAUACCACAACUACACAAGACAUCUGUGAAGUGGAAACAAUUGUAACACUUAGUCUGAUGAGUAUCCUUUAGGAGGCCUAAUUUUAAUCAUCUUUCUCUUCCCCAUUUUCGUACAAGGAAUGAUUGGAAAGGAGAAGUGAAUUUGGCAGGACUUCCUAAUAAAUUUGCUCAUUAUAAAAACUAUGUCAGACUUGUAUGGAACACUCCAACUAAGGGUUAUAAAUCUAUGGUUGGAACAUUCCAGAAUAUGUAUUACAAAAGGUGACAAUGCUUUAUUUGAAUGUUUCCUCAAUAAACAAGAAGUCUAUGUUAGCCUGAAUAAAAAGUUUU
Molecule: messenger RNA, 2986 nt
Organism: Papilio xuthus (Asian swallowtail)
Lineage: Eukaryota; Metazoa; Arthropoda; Insecta; Lepidoptera; Papilionidae
Product: zinc finger protein 664-like
Exons: 3
Coding region: 900-2369 (489 amino acids)
Biological process (GO): regulation of transcription by RNA polymerase II
Cellular component (GO): nucleus
Molecular function (GO): zinc ion binding; RNA polymerase II cis-regulatory region sequence-specific DNA binding; DNA-binding transcription activator activity, RNA polymerase II-specific
Source: RefSeq, a predicted model, not a curated record